UCUAAGAAAUGUGUAUGAUAAAAUUAUUUGACAAAUCUGCUGAUUUUAGGAAUUAUAUACAUUUCUUAGAAAUUGUAUACAAUGACGAGAUAAGAUUCAUUGUUUUCGUCGGGAUUCAGUGAUAACAGGUUAGUGAUAAAGUUCGGUCCGUUUAUAGGGAACUAGUGUAUAACAUGGCAGCUAAACUAUUACCAGAGUUUAUGGACGUUGAAGGAAAAGUGAUUCUAGUAACGGGUGGUGCGGUUGGGAUAGGUGCUGGAUUGGUCAAGGAAUUGCUGUCACAAAAUGCAAGGCACGUCGCCUUCUUAGACGUGUUGGAUCGCGAGGGGGUAGCCCUUGAGGGAGAACUAUUGAAUAAGUUCGGCGCCCUGAGAGCCAAGUUCAUAAAAUGUGAUAUCUCCGACGAGAGACAGCUUUCGGCGGCAUAUCAGCUCGUUAUGGACAAAUACAGACGUCUGGAUGCGGUGGUGAACAAUGCUGCGGUUUUUUCCGAGGAGAACUACAAGAAAAUGGUGGAUGUUAAUUUUACAGCAACAGUGACAAGUACUUAUAAGGCCCUAGAAGUGAUGUCAGUGGACAAAGGAGGCAGCGGUGGGGUGGUGUUGAACAUUUCGUCGUUGAUGGCUCUAAAACCACAGGAAAAUUUCCAUUUACCCGUCUACGCGGCCACAAAAACCGCUGUGCUACACUUUAGUAACCAUAUCGCGACUCAAGAAUCGUAUUCAAAGACACAAGUUCGUAUAGUAACCGUGUGUCUGGGACUAACCGACACAGCUCUCUUACAUAGGCACAAAUUCGAGACACAAGAAUCCAAGAGCUUGGCCUCUCAACUCCCUGAAAAGCAGAGGGUGACGUCAGCAGUGAGCGGCAUAAUGUUCGUAAUUAGACGGGCAGAGAGUGGAUCUACCUGGAUCAUUGCAGACGAUGAACCACCGAUUGACGUCACUUGUACCGUGAGGGAGGGCUUCCGGUGUGUUGCCACGGCUAUUUGAUUUGAUUACUAAAAUAAAUGUUCCUAUUUACAACCUAUAUAUACCCUUUUACUAAAUCAAUUUUCGUAAUUAGACGGGCAGAGUUGAUCUGUCUGGAUCAUUGCAGACGAUGAACGUUACUUGUACCGUGAGGGAGGAUUUCGAUGUGUCGCCACGGCCAUUUGCUUUGAUUUGCUAAAAUAAAUGUUUCUUACUACAACCUAAAUACACCCUUUUACUGAAUAAUGUUUAUGUUGAUGUCUGUAAUUAGUCGAGCAGAGAGUGGAUCUGUCUGGAUCAUUGCUGACGAUGAACCACCGAUUGACGUUACUCGUA
This is a messenger RNA of Maniola jurtina (meadow brown), 1307 nucleotides long. RefSeq names its product 15-hydroxyprostaglandin dehydrogenase [NAD(+)]-like (gene Adh). The record is from RefSeq and is a predicted model, not a curated record. Gene Ontology annotation, cellular component: cytoplasm. Lineage: Eukaryota; Metazoa; Arthropoda; Insecta; Lepidoptera; Nymphalidae. The coding region runs from base 174 to 992 and encodes 272 amino acids. The transcript is spliced from 6 exons. Gene Ontology annotation, molecular function: oxidoreductase activity, acting on the CH-OH group of donors, NAD or NADP as acceptor.